AUGAACAGAAUAACACUUUACGAUUUUAUAUUAGAUGAAAUUCGAGGAGGGAGAUACUAUGAUUCUUAUCAAAGCGACCAUGAGAAUACCGAAGAAGGGGAUGGAACAGAAGGGAAGAGAAAAAAGAAUUUAAACGAAGGCGAGAGAAAGAAUAUGAAUGAAACAAUGAAAGGUGCUAGAAAUGAUCGAGGAAAUAACACGAAACACAGUUCCCCAAAGGACCGUAGUAUUAAUGAACCCGGACAAGAUGAAAACACAUACGACUUUUACAAAUUUUUGGACAAUUUUUUUAAAACUGACUCUAUACCAGAAAAUGCAUUGGAACACAUGAUGAACGUGCCAUAUUUUUUAGAAAAAAUUAUGAGUUUCUCGUUCUUACUUUGUCUAGACAAUAUCCUUUAUGACAUAACAUUUAUGCCUGUACAAGUCAUAAGAUCGAUUUAUAUUUUAUUUUAUACUUUUUUAAAAAACUCUGGUCAUAAUUUUUUACGCCUCUUCUGUAACAUAAAAAAUUUGAAGUUUUAUAAAUAUGCAACUACAUAUAAUUAUAAGGAUUUAAAAAAGUACAAAGAGAGAGUAAUUAAAAAUUCGAAUAAAUUUUCCCAAAAUGAAAGAACAAAAAGAGCAAUGCUAAAAAAAAAAAAAAAAAUAGAAAUUUAUGACAAGUCAGGCGAAAAAAAUUAUUUGGAAUAUUCAUAUAGUUUAAAAAAAGAUACUUCAAAAAAUUUUUUUUUUUUGGGAUAUCAUCAUAUAAAUGAUUUUACCCACAAUUUUGAGUAUUCAAAUUCUAAUGAACUUAGUUUCGAGAGAACUAAAAGUAUUUCCCAAAAUAAUUCUAUCGACACAAAUACUGCCAUGAGCAGGUUAAAAAGUCUGAACAAGCUCGAUACUAGUACUGAUAUGAAUUCUAUAAAUAUUAGCUUCAAUCCUUCCACAAACCAAUGUGAUUAUAUGAAUUCCAUAAGCCUUUGUAAUCAUAACAGUAGCACUAGUCAUCCAAGUUAUAGAAACUUCAAAACUUGCAGUACAUGUGAAUAUGUAGAUGAUAAAAUUUUAUUAAAAAAUACAAGCGCUACAAUAGAUAUGAAAAAUGAGGACAGUGAUUAUUUAAAAAAUAUGUGCAAUGAUAAAAAGAAAAAUAAGAGGAAUGAAAUUAAGAUGAACAAAAGAAUGUUACAAAUGCUUAAUAAAAAAUCCAUAGAUAAAACAAAAAAUAGGAACAGAAAAACAGAUCCUUUGUUUCAUCGACUAAUAAUAAAUCCAUUUAUAAUUACAAAAAGGAAGAUAUACUAUUUUUUAAAAAAAUCAACCAAAAAUGUUCACGACCUUUUCAAAAGUGUCUGCAUAAAAAUCAUACAUUUUUUUCAUAUUAACGCGAUAUACACCUUUAACAUUUUUAAGGAUGAAGAAAAGAAAACAAUUGUUACUAGAUCCUUUGAAGUGAAAUAUCUGAACACCAAUAAAAAAAGUAACAGUGAUGAAGAGAAACAAGAGAAAAAUUCACAUCGCCAACACAAAACUGGGGGAUGUAACUAUAACCAUUUGGAUAAACAUCUCAUCAGAGAAAAAGUAGGACAAUCAGAAGGAUCAAAUAAGGAGAGGCAAAUUGAUAGUGAACAGAAAUGGGAAAAAUAUACUGCUGAUAAAUCGAUAAGAAAAUCAUCACAUAAAUUGCCAAAAAAACAUCCAAGUAAAUCUCCAAACGGAUUACAUAACCAAACUCCGAAGGAAUAUCCUGAAACAAAAAUUCCAUACUUGACAACUGAAAUGGAGGCAAUAAAAACUCCCCGUGCAGAUGAAAACAGUGAUAAUAACAAAAAGCUGGAUGUGGGACAAAUGGAAUUUUCAGAAAAUUGUAAUGUUCAUAAAAGGAAGAACUCAAAUUGUGCAAGUGAUAAUUUAACACAGAAUGAUGGAAUCAACGAAGAGAACAACAUGAGCGAAACUUUUCUCACGCCAAAUGAUAAUCGAUCAAGCAACACGAAAAUUUAUUUCCAAAUGGAUAACCAAGAAGAAAACAUUGAUAACAUUAUUAGUGAUUAUAAUUUAGAGAGUCUUAACUCAUCGGAUAGAUAUGAACUUACGCAUAGCAGUAACCCUAGUGAUAUAUGUGAUGUGUUUGAUGGGGAAUUGUUCCGUGAUGAUCACAGCAACAUGGAUGAUGAAAAUUGGCAGAAUGGUCAAAUUGGACUAAGUCAUCAAAAUGGUCGAAGCCUCCAAAACGGGAAAAUCGAUCAAGUUGGCCAAAACUAUCGAAGCUGCUACUUGAAACCCCAUUUUAUGACUCAAAAAAGAAACAGCGAAAAUUGCGUUUACUACAAACUUAAUGAACGAUAUUCAAAAAAAAAAAAUAUAAUAAAAAAUAUAUCCAAAAUUAAAGAAAUGAAAAGAAAAUUAGUUAAACAGCAUUUAAACUCAUUGAAAUUAUCAUUCCCGGAAUAUAGUGGACUAAUUAGAGUAUCACUAAUUCUAAUAUGUAUAUACAUAUUUUCAUUUGUGGACACAUCUAGAAUUUAUCAUUACAUAAGAGCACAGCCAUUUAUGAAGUUAUACGUAGUAUUAAAUAUGCUAGAAAUUGUAGAGAGGCUACUAAGGUCAUUAGGAAAAGACCUAAUUGAUAAUAUGAUAAGAACAUUUAUAAGAAUUAUUAACUUACGUUCUUAUGUAUAUAUCAUAAGAAACCAGUAUACUAAAAAGGAAAAUGAAAUACAAAAGCAUAUGCACGGAGCUUCUGAGCACACCUCGAGCAAUAUGCCAAGGAGUAAAAAAAAUGUAUGUCCUGUUUCUCUGACCACCACAACUAUUGCCACGAGGACUACUGGAGCAACAAGAAUUGAAACCACAAUCGAAAGCACGAUCGCUAAUAAGGAAGAGAUAAAUUUUAUUAAUUACGAAAGUCCAAAUGACGCUCAGAAAGAGCCUAUAAACCAAAUAAGCAGCUGUUUAGAAAGGAAAACGACCAAUAACAAAACGCCUCACCAAUACAGCAUGUUCAGAAAUAAAGAUCAAGAGGGUAAUAAUAAACAUAAUGUUAUUUUCACAUUUAGUAAAUCUACAUAUGAUCCAGAUAUAUGCAGAACUGAUAUUGAGAAAACUUCAAAAUUUAGCAGUCUAGGUUAUAACAACGAGCGGGAAAAAAAUAAACUUGAAUUUUCUAAAAAUAAUAGGGAAAACGAAAAUGAAAAAAAAUUUAAAAUACCUAUCUUCUACCCCUUCUAUAAUAUACUCUUUAAAUUUAUUGCACAGUACAUCUUUGUCCUCAUGUACAUCUUAACCCACGCUUUUGCACAUCUCAUUCGCUUUCUCUCACUGAACAUUGCAAUCAAUUCUUCUGAGUCAACAAUGUUCCUAAUCCUGGUAAUGAGCAAUUUUACAGAAAUAAAAUCAACUGUAUUUAAAAAAUUCACCAAGACGUCCUUGUUCACAAUUGUUGCUUCAGAUGCAGUUGAAAGGUUUUAUCUAUUUAUUGACGCCUUUCUCGUUUUAUUAAAAAUGUCAACUGCUUAUAGAACACAAAAUUCGUUCUUAAGCAUUUCCAGUUGGCUCAUAAUUAUUUUACUGCUAGAAGUGGGAGUCGAUUGGUGCAAGCAUUCCUACUUAUUGAAGUAUAACAAAUUAAACUCGGAAUCCCUAAAUAAAUAUUUUCACACCCUGCUAGCCGAUGUACUAAUUUCAAGAACCCCCAAUAACAACAUAUUCUAUAUGAACACUUCUUCCUUUGAUGUGCCGUGCAAAAAUAUUUUUUGCUUUGCCCACAUUCCAACACGAAGACUUGGAUACAUGUCCAUGCCGGUAGUAACCCUCAUAGUAUGUUCCCUCCCAAGAUUAAAUUAUUUGUACAACAUUUCACAUUUCUCAUUUGCAUUAUCCAUUUGGGUUUGCUUAUUCCUUUUCAAGAUCAUCCUGUCCAUUAUGAUUGUAUCCUUCACAAUAUCCGAAAAGAAGCAUCUUAAAAAUCUGGGAAAACCAUAUGACGAUAUUAGUGCAAUGUGA
Plasmodium gonderi is the source of this 3993-nucleotide messenger RNA. Its product is annotated as cyclic amine resistance locus protein. Bases 1 to 3993 code for a protein of 1330 amino acids. Gene Ontology annotation, biological process: maintenance of protein localization in endoplasmic reticulum. Gene Ontology annotation, cellular component: endoplasmic reticulum membrane. The record is from RefSeq and is a predicted model, not a curated record. Lineage: Eukaryota; Apicomplexa; Aconoidasida; Haemosporida; Plasmodiidae. The transcript has 5 exons.